AUGCAAAGUCUUGAUGAUGGACGACCAAAGGGAGGAAAUAAUAAUACUGGCAAUGGUAAUAAUUCCAAUCCUAAAGAAACUAAUAAUAAAAAUAUUCCAAAUACACUUACAAAAACUACAACUACCUCAAGCUCAAUAGUCAGUCCAGAUAGUGCAAUGAAUGCUUUUUCUGAUGUUAAUUCUAAUCUGAGUUUAGGUUCGAAUUCAAAUUCUGAUUCUAGACUUCCUAUUAGAAGAAAUUCAAUAGCUGCAACUGUGUUAAGUAAUAAUAGUAACUUAUAUUUUAAGACAAGGACAAAUGGUUCACAAAAGAUCAUAAAUAAUAUAAAGAAGAGUAAGACAAUGAACACCAACUACUCCACUCAGAAUGGGAGCAAUGAUAACUUCUCUUUGUAUUCCGCAAAUUCGGCUGUGUCAUCAGUGAGACCAGGUCAAAGCCAGGGACACGGUAAAGGCAAUCAUGACCGUCGAAAAAAACAACCAAAUGCGUUAAAGAAGACCUUGAGUAACAUAUCAAUGUCUAUGUUCAGGAACUCUUUCUCUGCAAUGAGCCCAGCUCCUUCCCACAACAAUGCUGCUGACAACAGCCCAGGCGCAUCCAUAGACGAAGGACAAUACACAUAUAAGAGUCCGACUACUAGUAAUCUCAAUAACUCGAGUAGAAAAUUCUCCUUUGCCGGUGGUCUAUUCAGAAAACUAUCAACUGUCUCCACUCCAGCUGCCUCCCCAAUAACUGGGAACAAAAACAAUAGAGAUAGAUCGGGAAACAGUUCACCAAAGACAAGCAUGAUAUACAACAAAUUCGACAACAACAGUGCAAGAAGGUCACAAAGUAGUAAAGAGGAUAUAUAUAGCAGUGUAGGUGCUCGCUCUCGCAAGAGUGGUGAGGAGCCGUCGAAAAGCGUCGCUAACACUGUAUCUACCUCUUCUCAUAAUGAUGUUAAUACUAAUCCUUUAUCAUUGACUACUCAAAAUUCUGAUUCUGUGUUUUGGAAUGAGGUAAAUAAACCAGAGAAUGGAAAUUUUGAUUUUUUGAACAAAUCAGUUACUCAGGACAGGAACCAAACAUACAAUGAUCUUUCACUGGAUUUGUCUCCAACCGAUAUAAGCUCUCAUAAUGUUGAUUCUGCUACCUAUGGGAAUCCAAUAGCAUCUAAUACCACUGUCCAACGUUGGUCAGCGCCAGAGAAUUGGGAUGUAGAGGGGUCAAACCUUACUUCUAAGAAUAAAAAGGUAAAUUCAAACAGAUCAAGCACUGUCAACUUGGUUGUUAAUCGUGGUAAUAAGUUCCGUAAUAACUCACUGGUUCUCCCAGGAGAUCAAAACAAGCCAAACAAACUAUCCAACAGUUCGGAGUCUAUCAGUAGGUAUUCUAGUGAUGACAACGACAAUGACAGCAAUACAAAAUAUAUUCAAAAUAGCGAGGGAAAUGACAUUUCUUUAGUUAAUGGAAAAGAAGUUAAUGAUUCAACAACACCAAUAGCUAAAGUAAGUUCUAGGAAAUUAAAUCAAAUGCAUAAUAAGCUAUUGAUGACACCUUCCAAUACUAUGAGUUUAGAUGUUCCAUCAAAUGCAUCUGAAAAUCCUGAUAUUUCAUCAGCAAACUCACCAAUGCAUACUGAUUUGGAAGAUUAUGGAGAAGAUGAUGACGAUGACGAUAGUGAUGAAGAUGAAAGUACAUCUGGAAGUGAAGCAGGCUUACCUUUCACAUUAAGUUCUUCGAAUGUUGCUAAGUUAGCAAUCUUAGCUACGAGAGAGAAUAGUGUUAAUUCAAACAACGUCAGCUCUUUACCAAUUAUUCUAACAGCAGAGGAUGAAAAGCGUGAUCAAGCAGAGCGUGAUUUACAGAAGUACUACAAAGAUGUUACCGAUUUAGAUCCAAAAAAGCAUUAUGCUAUUCGUUUCUUUAAUGUUGAUAAAACAUUCACAACAUUGUCGUUAACUCCUGAUACUACAGUACAGGAAGUUUUACCAAUUUUAAGAAAAAAAUUUAAUAUAGCCUCACAAGGCAACUUCCAAUUAUCAUUAAAAGUUGGUAAAUUAUCAAAAAUUCUAAAGCCUACAUCUAGGCCUAUUAUUAUUGAACGUAAACUUCUUUUAUUAAUCGGUUAUAGGAAGACUGAUCCAUUGCAUAUUAUUGGUAUAGAAGAUUUAAGUUUUGUUUUUAAAUUCCAUAUUCAUCCAGUUGCACCAUCUCAUUUAAAUGCAGAACAGGAACAGAGGUUGAUGAGAAGUGAUUUUGUUCACGUUGAUUUGAGAAGAAUUAAUUUGACAACACCACCAAUUAUUUUCUAUCAACACACAUCAGAAAUUGAAAGUCUAGAUGUCUCUAAUAAUUCAAAUAUAUUUUUGCCUCUGGAGUUUAUUGAAAGUGCGUUAAAUUUAUCAAGUUUGAGAAUGGUUAACUUGAGAGCUUCAAAGUUUCCCGCUAAUGUCACUGAAGCAUAUAAAUUAGUCUCCCUAGAAUUACAAAGAAAUUUCAUAAAGAAAGUUCCAACCUCAAUUUCAAAUUUAAUUAAUUUGACUAUUUUAAAUCUUCAAUGUAAUAGCCUAGAGAAACUUCCAAAAGGAUUUACAAAGUUAAAGAAUUUACAACUGUUAGAUUUAUCAUCUAAUAAUUUUGUUGAGUAUCCAGAAGUAGUUAAUGGGUGUACUAAUUUGUUACAAAUGGAUAUGUCUUACAACAAAAUGUACUCAUUGCCUAAUUCCAUGAACCAAUUGAUAAAGAUAGCUAAAAUAAAUUUUUCUCAUAAUAAAUUAACAGCUGUAGGUGAUCUUUCAGGAAUGAAAUGUUUAAGAACAUUAAACUUAUCGAAUAAUAGAAUAACAGUAAUUAAAACUAAUGCAUCUAAUUUACAAAAUUUGAUGCUUUCUGAUAAUAGAAUAUCUACUUUUGACGAUACUUUACCUAAACUAAGAGCUUUAGAUAUCCAAGAAAAUCCUAUUACUUCUAUUCCAUAUAAGGACUUUUAUCCAAUGAAUAUGACGAGUUUAACUUUAAGUAAAGCAAAGCUGGCUAGCAUUCCUGGUGAGCUGUUUUCUAAGUUAUCUAGACUAGAAAAGUUAGACUUAAGUCAAAAUAACUUAACUAAACUACCUUCAGAAAUUUCUAACUUGAACAAAUUGAUUUAUUUAUCUGUUGCAAGAAAUAAAUUAGAAGGUCUUCCAGCAGAAUUUUCACAAUUGAAAAAUUUGAGAACUCUUGAUUUGCAUUCCAACAAUAUUAGAGAACUUGUACCUGGAUGUUAUGAUAUUGAAAUAACAUAUUUAAAUAUUUCUUCUAAUGCGUUCAACACUAAUAAUUUCAAAGAAAGUUUGUCUGCAGAUCUCAAUCCUAAUACUAAAAUUUCGAAAAGUUUAAUGUUUUUUAUUGGUGCAGAUAAUCAAUUUGAUGAUUCUGUUUGGUCAGUACUAAACUCUUUUGCCAACUUAAAAAUUUUAAACUUAUCAUACAAUAAUUUAACUGAUUUAUCCGGGAUGAAAUUAGCUAAUUUAAAUGAAUUAUACUUGUCAGGUAACAAGAUAUCUAAUUUAGCAAGUGACACUGUAUUAAAGUGGCAGUCCGUGAGAACAUUAAUGUUAAAUGGUAACAAUUUACUAUCGUUACCAACCGAAUUAUCUCAAUUAUCCCAAUUGACUAUUUUUGAUGUCGGUUCUAAUAAAUUAAAGUAUAAUAUUUCAAACUAUCAUUACGAUUGGAAUUGGAGGGAAAAUAAGGAAUUGAGAUAUUUAAACUUUUCUGGUAACAGACGUUUUGAAAUUAAAUCUUCGAUUAAUUAUGACAUUGAUGUUGACUUAUCAGAUUUAACAAUUCUACCUCAGUUGAAAAUUCUUGGUUUAAUGGAUGUUACAUUAAACACAAAUAAAGUUCAAGAUGAAAAUAUCAAUUUCCGUCUGAGAACAAGUAACUCUACUGUCAAUGGAAUGGCAUAUGGUGUUGCUGAUACGUUAGGUCAAAAAGAUUACGUAUCUUCUCGUGAUGUUACAUUUGAAAAAUUCCGUGGUAAGGAUGAUGAAUGUUUAAUUUGCUUGCAUGAUAGUAAAACACAAGGUGUGCGUUAUGGACAUAAUGUGACUGAAAUAGUAAGAGAUAUUUAUGAUAAAAUAUUGAAGAGACAAUUGGAUAAAUAUACCGAAGAUGAUGAAGGUAUUAAGAAUGCAUUGCGUUUCAGUUUUUUACAAUUAAACAAAGAAAUUAAUAUAAUGCUAAAUGCUGUCGAUAAUGGAGAAAAAGUUCCAAAUUUAUCAUUUGUGGAUUUAUUAAGUGGUACCUGUUCUACCGUCAUUUACAUGAAAGGUAGCAAAGUUUAUACUGCAAACGUAGGUGAUUGUAUGUCCAUAUUGUCAAAGAAUAAUGGUGAUUGUAAUGUAUUAACUACUCAUCAUGUUCCUUAUAAAAGAGAAGAAUACGAAAGAAUUAAAAUCGCUGGUGGUUAUGUCAGUAAUUCCAAAUUAGAUGGUGCUGUUGAUGUUUCGAGAGCCAUUGGGUUCUUUGAUUUAUUACCACAUAUUCAUGCAUCUCCAGAUAUCUCUGUUACAACAUUGACGAGCUCUGAUGAUAUGCUGGUUGUCGCAACCCACAAACUUUGGGAGUAUAUGGAUUACGAGACGGCUUGUGAUAUUACAAGGGAACAUUCAGGACAUCCAUUGCUGGCUGCUGAAGAAAUGAAAGAUCAUGCUAUUGCAUACGGUUGUUCUGAUAAUAUAACCAUUUUGUGUUUAUCUCUACAAAAGGAUGCACAACAACAAGGUAAUUAUUCCUUUAAUAGAAACUCAUUGAUAUCUAGACGUACUACGUUUGAAGAUACUACUCUAAGAAGAUUACAACCAGAAAUUGCGCCACCAACCGGUAACGUUGCCAUUAUAUUUACGGAUAUUAAGAAUUCUACUUUCUUGUGGGAAUUAUUUCCAAAUGCAAUGAGAUCUGUUAUGAAAACACAUAAUGAUAUCAUGCGUCGUCAAUUGCGUAUUUACGGUGGUUAUGAGGUUAAGACUGAAGGCGAUUCUUUUAUGGUUGCCUUCCCAACACCAACAAGUGCGCUUGUUUGGUGUUUAAGUGUUCAGCUAAAAUUAUUGGAUGCGGAAUGGCCUGAGGAGAUAACAUCAAUUCAAGAUGGUUCCUUAGUGUUAGAUAAAUUUGAUAAUAAAAUUUAUCAAGGGUUAUCAGUUAGAAUGGGUAUUCAUUGGGGUUACCCAGUGCCUGAAUUAGAUAUGGUUACACAAAGAAUGGAUUAUUUGGGACCUGUAGUUAAUAAAGCCGCUAGAGUCUCCGGCAUUGCUGACGGUGGUCAAAUUGCAUUGAGUAACACAUUUUGCGUUGAGUUUAACAAGAUUUUAUCUUACCAUGAUAUGGUUGUUAACAAAAAUAAAUCAUUAGAAGAAGCAUACGGGGAGAAGCUUAUUGGUGAAAUUUUAGAAAAAGAAGUAGCACAAUUGGUUAGUAUUGGCUGGAGCUUUUUUGAAUUUGGUGAACAGAAGUUAAAAGGGCUGGAAUCCAAGGAAUAUAUCACAAUUGCCUAUCCUAAAAUUCUUGAAACAAGACAUGAUUAUUCAUUAACAGAAUCAGAUGAAAAAGGACUAGUUGAUGGUGAUUUGUUAUUCCGUUUAUUGGUAGUUAAUAAUAAAUUAGACUUCAUCUCUUCCGCAGUAAAUCAAGGUCAUAUUGAUAAAGAGGUUGAAGAAUCUGGUAGCUAUUUAUCCAAUGUUUCUGAUGCAAAUGAAGCUUCAAUAAUGAGCAUCAUCGCUGACAUUGGAUUUAUGCCUUUCUUUGAACAGUUAGUUACCAGAUUGGAAACAUGUGUAGCCAUGUUGCAAUUACGCCAAAGGGUCCAAAAGAAUCUAAACAUUACUCAAGAAGGUGCUAAUGCAGCCUGUGCCAGUAUAUUUGAACUAUUGGAUGAAAUAUUCGCAGCUGCAGGAAUUGAGAACAAAUAA
This is a messenger RNA of Tetrapisispora phaffii CBS 4417, 5934 nucleotides long. It is a transcript of the gene CYR1, whose product is annotated as adenylate cyclase. Bases 1 to 5934 code for a protein of 1977 amino acids. Gene Ontology annotation, biological process: cyclic nucleotide biosynthetic process; intracellular signal transduction. Gene Ontology annotation, cellular component: plasma membrane. The record is from RefSeq and is a predicted model, not a curated record. The transcript has a single exon. Gene Ontology annotation, molecular function: protein binding. Lineage: Eukaryota; Fungi; Ascomycota; Saccharomycetes; Saccharomycetales; Saccharomycetaceae.